Molecule: messenger RNA, 542 nt
Organism: Dioscorea cayenensis subsp. rotundata (Guinea yam)
Lineage: Eukaryota; Viridiplantae; Streptophyta; Magnoliopsida; Dioscoreales; Dioscoreaceae
Product: FACT complex subunit POB3
Exons: 1
Coding region: 84-524 (146 amino acids)
Source: RefSeq, a predicted model, not a curated record
GAGAUAACACUCUAAUCUCUGAACAAUCUCCCAGUCCCCCCCAACCUCCAAAAAUAAAUAAAUAAAUAAAUAAAUAAAGAAAAAUGAGAGGCUACUCCAAGAUGAAUCUAACAUCAAAAUCAAGCUUUAUGGACUUAUCAGAGCUCAACAAGUCCAAAGAAGAAGAUCAAAAUUCCAAGAUGGAGAUGAAGAAGAAGGACAACAAGAAUGAGGUGGUGCUAAGAAGGAACGUGUCAUGUUCUUCUUCUUCUUCUUCUUCAUCUUCUUCUUUUCAGAGAAUAAGAAGAGGACCUGAUGUGCUGAAAAGGGCAUUUUCCAUGAGGAGAUCAUCUUCUGUUGCUGAUGGUUAUUGCAGGAUUCAUGAUACUACUGAAUAUGAUGAUGAUGAUGAUGAUGAUGAUGAUGAUCUUCAAGAUGAUGAACAUGAACAACAGCAACAGCAGCAGCAGAAGGAUGUGAAAAGAUCUUCAAAGAAGAAAGGGACCAAGUUUUUCAGAGCAUGUAAGAGUUUGUUUAAGUUUUAGGAAUUAUUAAGACAAAAA